Molecule: messenger RNA, 757 nt
Organism: Mus musculus (house mouse)
Lineage: Eukaryota; Metazoa; Chordata; Mammalia; Rodentia; Muridae
Gene: Spink12
Product: serine peptidase inhibitor, Kazal type 12
Exons: 4
Coding region: 55-318 (87 amino acids)
Biological process (GO): negative regulation of proteolysis
Cellular component (GO): extracellular region
Molecular function (GO): serine-type endopeptidase inhibitor activity
Source: RefSeq, marked validated
AUGUUCAACGCCCCUAACAUUUCUGUGUUCUCAGACCUCAAGAUUCUCAGCGCCAUGAAGCCAGCAGGUGCCUUUCUGCUUUUGAUCAGCCUGGCCUGUUUGUUCCUCUCUGUAGAUGCUGUGAGCCAAGGAGGCUUUCAGGCUUUUUGCAGCAACUAUGAGAAGACACUGGCCCCAGAUGGAAAAUCAUGCCCAAAGACCCACAAACCUGUGUGUGGCACUGAUGGAAAAACCUACCAAAACCGCUGUGCAUUCUGCCAAACAGCCAUGGAAAGAAGUUUGGGGAAACUUGGUUUCAAACAUGAAGGGAAAUGCUGAUUCUCGAACAUCACAAUACUGGGUGUGCCUUUGCUUUGCUUUUUACACUAAGACAUGUAUUCCUUAUUACCCAGUUUCCACAGCAGUGUGCUUCCCACCAAUUAUUACGCAUAAAACAAAAUAAAUAAAGCUAUGCCAGUCACACCAAUGCUUUGUUUAAUGUAAUGAAAGCACAUCUAAUUAAUUUACUUACGUAGACUGUUACACUCUUCAAUAUGAAAGGAGAAAUUUGAAAACUAAGCAGGCUACUACCACACUUACCUGACCCAGAAAUGCCCUAUCUGUGAGCAGUUCUUCAGUAGCUAUGCAGAGGGUCUGAAGGAAGUAAAAUAGGAUGCUCUGAAGUAAACAUAUGUACCGGAUACAAUAUGUUGGAAUAGUUGUUUUUCCUAAAGGGUGUUUUGAGUUGUUUAAGGUCAGAAAUCAAUAAAAGAUGGAC